AUGGGCGCGUGCAACUCGUGCGAGGCGACGGCGGUGGCGGCGGUGACCAGGAGCGCGCCACUUGGAGAGGCGACGGCGGCGAGGGUGGUGCUCGCGGACGGCGAGCUGCAGCGGUACCCCGGGGGCACCCUGGCGUCGCACGCGCUCAAGGCGGCCACAGUUGCCGCUGCCGGCGCGGGCGCGUGCUUCCUCUGCAGCGCGGACGGCCUCCAGCUGGGCGGCGCGGUAGCGGCGGUGGCGCCCGACGAGGAGCUGCAGCCCGGCCAGCUCUACUUCGUGCUCCCCGCGUCGAUGCGGCGGCGGCUGCUGCAGGCGGAGGAGAUGGCCGCGCUCGCCAUCCGCGCCAGCGCCGCGCUGGCGGGCGACCACGACGGCCCGCUCGUGUUCCCGGAUUCGGCGCCCGCUGCCUCGAGGAGCGGCGGGAAGGGGUCCCGGCGGCGCUCGCGGAGGACUCCCAGCCUGGGGCGGGACUUUGUGCCGGACCUCGGCGCCAUUGCCGAGUAG
Molecule: messenger RNA, 504 nt
Organism: Lolium rigidum
Lineage: Eukaryota; Viridiplantae; Streptophyta; Magnoliopsida; Poales; Poaceae
Exons: 1
Coding region: 1-504 (167 amino acids)
Source: RefSeq, a predicted model, not a curated record